CUCUGCAUGUGACACGGGAGAGCUAGAGUUGGGCGAGCUGUUGCUAGAGGAUGCCCACCUGCGAGGUGGCCUCGGAGGUUGCUUAACUCAUGACAGCGAGGUCAUGAAACGAGUGCGCACCGAGCAGAUUCAGAUGGCCGUGUCCUGCUACCUCAAGCGCCGGCAGUACGGGGACGCGGACGGCCCGCUGAAGCAAGGCCUGCGGCUGUCACAGAGCGCCGAGGAGAUGGCCACCAACCUCGCAGUCCAAUCAGAGUCUGGUUGUGCCAACAUAGUGUCUGCGGCCCCCUGCCAGGCAGAGCCCCAGCAGUAUGAAGUACAGUUCGGACGGCUGCGGAACUUCCUCACCGAUUCUGACUCCCAGCAUAGCCACGAAGUGAUGCCUCUCCUCUAUCCUCUCUUUGUCUACCUCCACCUCAACCUGGUCCAGAACAGUCCGAAGAGCACAGUGGAAAGUUUUUACAGCCGCUUCCACGGCAUGUUUCUGCAGAACGCGAGCCAGAAGGAUGUCAUCGAGCAGCUGCAGACCACUCAGACCAUCCAGGACAUCCUGUCCAACUUCCGGCUGCGGGCGUUCCUGGACCACAAGUACGUGGUCCGCCUCCAGGAAGACAGCUACAACUACCUUCUCCGCUACCUCCAGAGUGACAACAACACCGCCCUGUGCAAAGUCCUCACCUUGCACAUCCACCUGGACGUGCAGCCUGCCAAGAGGACAGACUACCAGCUCUACGCCAGCGGCAGCUCCUCCCGAAGCGAGGGCAACGGCCUGGAGCCCGCCGACGUGCCCACCCCGAUUCUGCAGAACGAGGCUGCCCUGGAGGUCCUGCAGGAGAGCAUUAAGCGCGUCAAGGACGGCCCCCCCUCCCUCACCACCAUCUGUUUCUAUGCCUUCUAUAACACGGAGCAGCUGCUGAACACUGCAGAAAUCUCCCCGGAUAGCAAGCUGCUCGCUGCCGGGUUUGACAACUCCUGUAUCAAACUGUGGAGUUUACGAUCCAAGAAGUUAAAAUCAGAACCCCAUCAAGUGGACGUGUCCCGCAUCCACUUGGCUUGUGAUAUUCUGGAGGAGGAGGACGAUGAGGACGACAGCGCGGGCACGGAGAUGAAGGUCCUGCGGGGCCACUGCGGGCCAGUGUACAGCACCAGGUUCCUCGCAGACAGCUCAGGGUUGCUCUCUUGCUCUGAAGACAUGUCCAUCAGGUACUGGGACCUCGGGAGUUUCACCAACACUGUGCUGUACCAGGGCCACGCCUACCCCGUGUGGGACCUGGACAUCAGCCCGCACAGCCUGUACUUCGCCAGUGGGUCCCACGACCGCACGGCCAGGCUCUGGUCGUUUGAUCGGACGUACCCGCUGAGAAUCUAUGCCGGACACCUGGCCGACGUGGACUGUGUCAAGUUCCACCCUAACUCCAACUACUUAGCCACGGGCUCGACCGACAAGACGGUCCGGCUGUGGAGCGCCCAGCAGGGGAACUCGGUGAGGCUCUUCACGGGCCACCGCGGCCCCGUGCUGUCUCUGGCCUUCUCUCCCAACGGUAAGUACCUGGCAUCGGCCGGCGAGGACCAGCGGUUGAAGCUGUGGGACUUGGCCUCGGGGACCCUGUACAAAGAGCUGCGAGGCCACACGGACAACAUCACCAGCCUCACCUUCAGCCCGGACAGCAGUCUGAUCGCCUCGGCGUCCAUGGACAACUCGGUGCGCGUCUGGGACAUCAGGAGCGCCCACUGCAGCGCGCCCGCCGACGGCUCGUCCAGCGAGCUGGUGGGCGUCUACACCGGCCAGACGAGCAACGUGCUCAGCGUGCAGUUCAUGGCCUGCAACCUCCUUCUGGUGACUGGAAUCACGCAAGAGAAUCAGGAGCAUUGAUUUUUUUUUCCCUCUGUCGCAACAGACUGGGGCGUGCGCAGGGGCUCCAGGUGGCAAGUCUGAGGACAGACCGCGAUGGAAUCACUGACUGUGAAAGACUCCCCCGCUCCCCCCCCCCGCUCCCCGCCCCCCCGCUCCCCUCACGGACACCCCGCCCUCACUCGUCAGCCUUCACUCAGCCCCGCAGGGUCCAGGGAUUGGGGGCGAGGAAGGGCGGCGACAGGGAACCUGAGAUCAAGAAUCACAAAUAUCCCACUGUGUCCCUGCGCGAGCCCCUCCCUGUCUCUGCUCGUCUUCCGAGGAGCCAAGAUGCUGCUUGCCUCCCCGCCUCCCCGCCUCCCCGCCUCCCCGGCGCUGCAUUUGGUCCAAGGACGUUUGCUCCCACUGGGAGCAGUGCUGCGGGGCCACCGGGUGGAAGGGACUUUAUCCGGGAGGAAGGCGUGGGUGGGCACUAGGAAAGGGGGCAGGGUAAUCCUGGCAACACGUCUUUCCUUUCCCGUAAUUACAGAGAACCAGGAUUUUUUUAUUAUUGUUAUUAUAAUUAUAAUAAUUAUUAUUAUUGAGAAGAGGAAACCUAGCACUGGCAGAGGGGGCCUUCUCUGCUCUCAUCUUUCAGGUUUUACUCCUGGCACUGGCUGUGAUACUUGGAAUUUUGAGGUUCAGGGAAUUCAGAGAAUUUGGUAGCACAGUGUAUGGGAGAAAGGGAAAAUUUCUGGGUGACAGAUCAAUCACUCUGGCUGACACGUUUCUCGAAGUGGGUGGGUGGAUCUGAUUGAGAAAGUCUUGGGCUCUCGCAGUGAUGGUGGGAAAGAAAGACUCUUUUCAUGACUGCAUUUCUCUUAACAGUUCUCUCCCCUGGAAGGACAGAUUGUGGUAAAGAAAUGAAAAUAACUUGAAGUGAAAAGUCAAAAGGUAGAAUUAAAAAAUGUUGAAUUUUCAAAUGAUUCAGAGGUGUGGCUUUUCCAGUGUUGCUCUCCUGAGAUCGUCCCUCCCACCUCCUGCUUCGCAAUAGCAGUUUAAUGAACACUCUGUGAAACGAAUCUUAAGUACGUACACGCGCAGACAGACUAUGCUCUGAGGAUAAAGCAACUUCUAAUUUGUGGGAAAAGAAUUAAAUAUUUCUGUUUUCUGAAAAGAGUUAUUUUGUAUUUUGUUUUCUAUUAAAAUGUAUUUAGUUUCCAAAAAAAAAAAGUGUUUUGGCAUCUCUUUUAAACUGAGGACAGGCGGGUGUGUGGGCUGCUCUAGAGUGACACGCGGCUCCCCGCUCUUCAGGAUGACAGCCGGUUAUGUAGGCCGGACACGCCCAGGGAGGGCCUCCCAUCUCUUGUACUCUGCUCAGCCUGCUUCAAAUCGUGAUUCCUCUUGACAUUCACGUGGAGUCACAAUAGCACCGAAUACUUUUUAUACCUCCAGGAUCGCCAGCUGCUGACCAGAGACAACAUGUAUUUCCCUAUCUGGAGUUACUCAGUGAGAUUCUAUUUCCAGCUUUUCUUUGAAGACCCCCUUAUGAAAUCUCCCAUGGGCAUAAAAACAGUGCUGUUUAAUUAACUCAGACUAUUUAUUGAACAAUUCCAGGUAAAGGCCUCAUUUCAAAGAUUUAAAUGAUGUAAGAAUUUUUUAAAUGUAUUUUCAAACAUAAUUUUCAGGAAAGGACACCAAGAAGUAUCAGGAAACUAAAUAGGAAGACUAGAGUUCUAUGCCAAAAUUUUUUUUUUAUUUGCACCUAAGGUACUAAUUAACAGGAAAUGUUUCUUAUUCAUAAAAAUCCAUAUAGUUGAGACAUUAUAAGGACUCUUUGGCAGCUUAGUCACACAGCAUCACCUUUCACACGGUCUGCAGGUGAAGCCUGAAAGUGUGUUCUUAUCUGUAAUAAGUGAACUCUUACGUUUGAUUUUGUGGAAUAUUGCCAGAAACAAUCUCUAAAUAGGGCUGAAUCUUUCUCAAGUGAAAAUAUCACUGAUUUGGGGUGAUUUGGGGAAGUUUUUAUGUUUGUCUUUUAACGCAGAAUUUCUUUGAUUAAACACAAAAAUGUAUUAAGUUGGUCAAUCUCAUACUACCAGUCAAAUAUAAUAUAUAUGCUUUGUGAUUUCAGUUCAGGCUCUUAAUAAUCUGCAUAUUUGACCUUUUUCUUCUGUGAACUAAUUUUAAUCUGGGGUAAUUUAACUUUUUAGAAUGCCCCUCACAACUUCCCGAAAGUCUUAGAAGCGUUUUAAGGGGCAUGUAUGUCUGUGUCCACAAGGGUGCGGAAGAACACGAUCACAGUCUACAGUGUGCUUUCUUGCAUUGUUUUAUUUUACCUUCAGGGCAGUCCUGUGAGGCAGGACUAGAGCUAUUACCAUUUUGUAGAUGAAAUAACUAAAAUACCCAGAAAAGCCAUGUUAUCUGUCUGUACCCACCAUGGACUAGUCUCAAGUCUUGAAUGUGUUACAUAAAGGGCAUAUAUUCAGUAUCCUCAAGUUCCAGCUGGAGGGUAUAACCCUAAAGAUAGAAAAACUUGAAA
Molecule: messenger RNA, 4373 nt
Organism: Vicugna pacos (alpaca)
Lineage: Eukaryota; Metazoa; Chordata; Mammalia; Artiodactyla; Camelidae
Gene: TAF5L
Product: TATA-box binding protein associated factor 5 like
Biological process (GO): regulation of DNA-templated transcription
Cellular component (GO): histone acetyltransferase complex; nuclear protein-containing complex
Molecular function (GO): protein binding; RNA polymerase II general transcription initiation factor activity; transcription coactivator activity
Source: RefSeq, a predicted model, not a curated record